This is a messenger RNA of Paramecium pentaurelia, 729 nucleotides long. NCBI's taxonomy places the organism in Eukaryota, Ciliophora, Oligohymenophorea, Peniculida, Parameciidae. The record is from the annotation of a GenBank genome assembly.
AUGUACAUCAAUUAACCAAAUCCUAUUUACUUUUUUGUUCCUUAUUAUUUUCCAUACCAAUUCAAUUCUUCCGCUUUAUAAGAAAUACCCAAGACUGAACUCUAUUAGGAGAGUGAAAAAGAUCAAACUAUACCUUCUAAAGAUGAAUAUCAUACUAACGCUAGUGGAAUUGUUAGAGGAAAAGGAUAAUUAUGGACUUAAAAAGAAAUAAAUAAUCUAAUUUCUUAUUAUAAAAAGUACAAAGGAAAUUGGAAACAAAUCAUCAUACAUCUCAAAGGUAGAAAUAUCUCAUAAUGUUCUCAAAAAUACAGAAAAUUAUAAGAUCAAGAAAAAAGAACAAAAAAGAAAUGGACUUCAAGUGAAGAUCAAAUCUUAAUAGAAGCUUAUAAAGAAUUUGGAAAAUAAUGGAUAAAAAUAAGUGAAAGUACAUAUAUUAGUAAUUUUUUAGGAUUACCUGGUCGAACUUCAAAAUAAGUGCGUGAUAGAUAUGUGAAUUAAAUAGACCCAUCAAUUACACAUGAUGAAUGGUAAUAAGAGGAAGAUAAAAUCAUUUUAGAAGAAUAUAAUAAAGGAGGAGCUAGAUGGGCUGUAAUUGCUAAAUUGCUUAAAAAUAGAUCGGUAAUAUAAAAAUUCUAUUUUUAGGAAAAUUAAGUUAAGAAUCGUUUUUAUUACACACUUCUAAAAAAAUACUAGGGUGAACAACACCCAUACUUAAAAGUUUAAUAAUGA